GUGGAGACCUCUACAAUCAACGAUAAUAUUUACACCGCAUAACCUUAUAAAUACGUUUGUUUACAAAUUAUCGACUAUUAAUGUAAAAGAAGCCAGUUACGAUGAGUGAAGGUGUUUCGGGGGUUCUAAACGAGAUUCUUCGUGUGGAGGGAAUCGAAGAAGCCUUCAGUUGCUUCUUGAUUCAUAGACAAGGGGCUGAAUUGGACAAAAUCUCAGUAUGGGUGCAAGAGUUACAGACAAUCCUUCAGGAGGCCAACAACGAUGUCCUGGAAGCAGCUCUCAGACAAGUGCUAUCUGUUGGAAGCACCUGCUCUUACAGUCGACUGCAAUUGCUCAUGGAAGUUCUGGAGAGGUUGAUCAAACUGAAGGUACUUCCAGCUAGACUUGCCUGCGAGUCCAUCAUCACAUACGACAAGUUACAAUAUCAAAAUCAAGACUUUUGGGUGGAAUGUUUCUCCUUGCUUAGGAGGACAAUUGAUUUGGUGGAAUAUAAAGGUGUUAGAGAAAUCAUGAAGGGUUGCUGUGAGAAAGCAAAGAGCCUCCCUAGACAUUUAAAUAUAGGACUUCAACCGCAAACCAAGGCUUUGUUAAAUUUGGCAGAAAGAAUUAUGGAUAGAGAUGUUUGUUUACUGCCUGGAUAUUUGCUAGCCAAUGAGUUGCAGAAGGCAUAUUCUGAUUGUCCUCAUUGGAGAUUGGCAUCUUUAUUCUACGAUUAUGUGGAUAGUUUCAGAGCUUUGGCACAGAUGGUCUCUAUUGUUGGGCAAACAGAAAUGAGACCUGUUGUGGAGCACAGUGGAUGCCCAGAACAUUUUGUAAAUCCCUGGAAACUGGAUCCUGUGACUUUGAAAUUCACUUUAACAGGGAUUCUACCUUAUCCAAGUGAAUUGCUUUCCAAACAAACAGGUUUAUUGAGAUAUGUUUUAGAACAACCAUACAGUAGGGAUAUGGUGUGCGGUAUGCUUGGAUUGAAACAGCAUAAACAACACUGUGCUGCGCUAGAAGAGCAACUGGUGGACCUGGUGGUGUUAGCAAUGGAAAAGAGCGAACAGGAAGGUGUAGACACGCAAGGAUUAUGGUUGCAUUUAUCGUCGCAAGUAAUUUAUUUCGUUCUCUUUCAAUUCUCGAGUUUUCCAAACAUAGUUCUUGCAUUGCACGAUCGUCUCAUCGGGAAAGAUCUGAAGAAAGGCAGAGAUCAAUUGAUGUGGCUUUUGCUGCAAUUCAUUUCUGGUUCAAUACAGCGAAAUCCUCUAUCAAACUUUCUGCCUGUUUUGAGAUUGUAUGAACUGCUCUUCCCUGACGACGAACCUCCUUUGCCCGUUCCUGAUUUUAAUCAAUCGCAGUGCACAAGGCAAAUGGCCAUUACUUGCAUCUGGAUUCAUUUAACUAAGAAAGCGCAAAGCGAAGGACAUCCUGCUUGGAGUAUACCUCCAAGACUUCGAGCACAUCACGAGUUCUUGCAACAUCUGGUGCCUCCACUCGCUAUGGGACAAGAUUAUAGAAUUGCCUUACUCUGCAACGCCUAUUCAACAAAUCAAGAUUACUUCAGCAAACCUAUGGCUGCUUUAGUAGAGACCAUACAAGGAUCGAAGAGCACAUCUCCGCCAACGGCUCCACUCAGCAUGGCAGUCCUAGAUUCUUUAACUGUUCACUCCAAAAUGUCUUUAAUACACAGCAUCGUAACUCAUGUGAUAAAAUUGGCGCAAAGUAAAUCCGGCGUUCCGUUGGCUCCAGCAUUAGUAGAAACUUACAGCAGAUUAUUGGUAUACACUGAAAUUGAGUCUCUUGGCAUCAAAGGAUUCAUAAGCCAAUUACUUCCAACAGUUUACAAAUCGCACGCUUGGAACACUCUGUAUACUCUACUCGAGAUGUUCAGUUAUAGAAUGCAUCACAUCCAUCCACAUUACAGAGUGCAACUCUUGAGCCACUUGCAUUCGUUGGCUGCUGUACCUCAAGCAAAUCAGACUCAAUUGCAUUUGUGCGUCGAGUCCACAGCUUUGCGUUUAAUUACUGGUUUAGGAAGUGCCGAAGUACAGCCAGAAUUAUCUAGAUUCCUUUCGGAACAAAAAACAUUGGUUUCUGCUGAAUCAGAAGAAUUGAAUAGGGCUUUGGUUUUAACCCUUGCCAGGGCGACCCACGUCACUGGACCUGAUGGAAACUGGUGCACCGAGAUUCUGUCUACUAUAGCCCAAAGUACACCACACGCUUGGGCUCCACACACACUAGAAUGUUUUCCAAAAGCCCUUUUUGAUUUCUUUUCGCAAAACGCAGUUGCCAGAGAGAACAAACAGCAGCUGAAAAAGGCUGUCGAGGAGGAAUACAGGAAAUGGGCUUCGAUGAACAACGAGAACGAUAUUUUAGCGCAUUUUGGAGUACCAGGAGCGCCGCCUCUAUUCCUCUGUUUGCUAUGGAAAAUGCUUCUGGAGACCGAUCAUAUAAGCCCUAUAGCAUACAAGAUCUUGGAAAGGAUCGGCGCUAGGGCGUUAUCCGCUCAUCUCCGUAAAUUCUGUGAUAGUUUGGUCUUUGAAUUUAGUAAUUCGCCUGGUGGACAACACGUUAAUAAAUGCGUGGAUACCAUCAACGACAUGAUAUGGAAAUAUAAUAUAGUGACCAUCGACAGGUUGGUCCUAUGUUUAGCUUUGAGAACGCAAGAAGGAAGCGAAGCUCAGGUUUGUUCUUUCAUCAUACAGUUAGUAUUGUUGAAACCCACGGAAUUCAGAAAUCGAGUGCAAGAUUUCGUUAAGGACAACUCGCCGGAUCAUUGGAAUCAAGUCAAUUGGCACGAACGUCAUUUGGAUUUCCAUCGGAAGUUCCCAGAGAAGUCCGCACCAGAAGAACAAACCGGUGGUUACCAUCCGUAUUUUGGUAACGUCUGUUUGAGAUUCUUGCCCGUAUUCGACAUAGUUGUUCAUAGAUUCCUGGAAAUUCAGCAGGUUACUAAAAGUUUGGAGAUCAUUUUGGAACACCUAGGUUGCUUGUACAAGUUCCACGAUAGACCGGUGACGUAUUUAUACAAUACUUUGCAUUACUACGAAGCGAAAUUGCAUGAUCGUCCGCCCUUGAAGAGGCGAUUAGUUGGUGCCGUUUUGGGAUCGCUGAAAGACACGCUGUCUGAACCUUACCAAGUGUAUUUAGCCAGAGACGAUGUCUGGAUCCCUGAAUUAGAUUACUACAUCCAAUUGGUCAAACGAGUCGUUGACACAGUUUCAGGCAAAUCUCCGGCUUCGCUCACCGAUUGGAGAUUUAACGAAUUUCCAAACGCCGGAGCUCAUAUUCUCUAUACAAGUUGCGUAGAAUUGAUGGCUCUGAGUGCCGGUCCUCCAGCUGUCGCCACUGGUCUUCUGGACGUGGUCUUAAGAGGAUACACUGCUAUACCAUUAAAAGAGAUUAACCAAUGGAUCAACGCAGUCGGAUUGCUGUUAUCCGCUCUACCUAGCAGCUAUUGGACUGUGCUACACGACUGUUUGUUGGAGACCAUCGCUGAAAUGGAACCUUACGUCUGGGACUGCUCUCCAUUCAGACUCUUGGACUUUAAGGAAACGCAUAACGCUAUGCUUUACAACAAGUUCAGUUACAUGCUGGCUUUGGCCCAUUCGGUUUGGCAUCACGCUGGACCAGGUCAUAUAGCCAGUAUUCCCAGAUGGGUUAGGGAUAGACUCCCAUCCGUGGUUAGAUCGGAAGCCCAAUUCCUCAUGGUAUGCCACCUCAUUGGACCAUUCUUCCCACGCUUGAAGCUACUGUCAAUUAACGUUAUGCCCGAAUUAACGCAUUCUUUGUACGAACUCUUGGCGCAGGUCGAUCACGCUCAGAGCGCUUUAAAUUACAUGGAUCCAAUAUGCGAUCUGUUUUAUCACAUCAAGUACAUGUUCAUUGGAGAUGGUCUCAAGAAUGAAAUCGAAGCGAUAGUAAGGAAGUUGAGGCCAGCCUUGCAAUUGAGAUUGAGAUUCAUCGCGCAUUUGCCCAUAGAGGAAAUCAACACGACCAGUUAAAAUAUUUAAAUAAAAAAAAAUAUCCAUAAUAUAUUUAUAAAUAUUU
Molecule: messenger RNA, 4032 nt
Organism: Nicrophorus vespilloides
Lineage: Eukaryota; Metazoa; Arthropoda; Insecta; Coleoptera; Silphidae
Gene: MED23
Product: mediator of RNA polymerase II transcription subunit 23
Exons: 4
Coding region: 102-3986 (1294 amino acids)
Biological process (GO): positive regulation of gene expression; regulation of transcription by RNA polymerase II
Cellular component (GO): mediator complex; transcription regulator complex
Source: RefSeq, a predicted model, not a curated record